This is a messenger RNA of Sparassis crispa, 2496 nucleotides long. Its product is annotated as Protein argonaute. The transcript is spliced from 24 exons. Lineage: Eukaryota; Fungi; Basidiomycota; Agaricomycetes; Polyporales; Sparassidaceae. The record is from RefSeq and is a predicted model, not a curated record. Bases 1 to 2496 code for a protein of 831 amino acids. Gene Ontology annotation, molecular function: RNA binding; protein binding.
AUGUCGACUCAGAUGAUUGCCAUCACCAACUCAGCCCAGCCGGAGCGCACGGAACCAUUUCCUCCUCGCCGUGCUCACGAGAUUAUUCAAAAAUUGCAGACUGAUCAUGUAACGGUCCUCGGAGGUGCAAGAGUAGUGUACGAUGGCAGGGCAAAUCUCUUUGUUGCGGCGGAUAUUCCAUCUGGAGAGUAUGCCGUUCACAUGGGUCUCAAUGCGAAUCGCGGGCAUUUUGUCGUCAAGCUGAAGAAGACGGCUAUGAUCGAUCCAACGGACAUUCUCAACUUAACUCGCAAAGGAGGCUUCACUCCUCAUACGAGCUCGAUGGCUGUUAACCUGGUGCAACUUAUUGUUCGCCAGGAAGCCAAUUUGCGUCAUGGCUUCCUUGCUGAUGCUCGGUCAUUUUAUGUUCGCACGGGUGAGCGUGAAUUAGAUAGAGGCCUGAAAGCAUGGAGGGGUUUUUUCCAGAGCGUUCGUCCAGUUCUUGGCAGGCUAUUGAUCAACGUCGACACGUCAACGGCUGCAGUGUACAAUGAUGGUCCGCUGACCGCCUUGGCCAUGAAAUACCUUGAUAUACACAAUUUGCGGGAACUUGAGAACUUGAAAUCAUCAAAUAUGAGGAAGUUGGAACAAUUUCUCAAGGGUGUGCUCGUUGUAGUUACACAGCCGCAAAGGUCCUCAGCACAACGACGAGCCCGUGCAAUCAGCGGUUUGGUACCUCAGGCAGGAGAAUACCGGUUUGAGAAAGAUGGCGUGACUACGACUGUUAAGAAUCACUUUCUCCAGCAACACAACUAUCGCGUCCGGAACCCCAAUCUUUUUGGUGUCAGGAUAGGGAAGACUGCGGUUUUUCCAGCAGAAGUGUGCAAUGUCGUUGAGGGUCAAAUUUAUCGAAAGAAGCUUUCUGUGUCUCAGCAGACUGCGUUUAUCAAGUUUGCAACACAGGCACCUGCAGACAAGCUGAAGGCAAUUGGAGAUGCAACUAAAGGGGAUGCACUGGACUAUAAGGUGUCACUGAGCAUGCAGGAGGCUGGCAUGGAAAUUAGUACAAGUCCUAUCCAAGUCAAUGGACGACUCCUUGAAUCACCACCAAUUGAAUAUGGUAGGAAUGAAACUGUGACUAUUAACAAGAAAACAGGGUCGUGGAAUAUUGUACGAAAGCAAUUCUUUGCACCUGAAGCAAUUAGGUGUUGGGCAGUGGCAUGCUUUGAAAAUGUACCUCCCCAUGUGGUUGAGACGUUUGUAUCUAAACUGUAUGCAAAUCUGACUAAACUUGGAACACAUGUUCAUUUGUCAUCACCACCUAUUGAAUAUGGUAAUCCUGCAGAGGUGAAGAAGACUCUUGAAAGAGCAGGAGAACUUGCACUUCAGAACUCAAAUGUUCAACCUAAGAAAGUUGAUUUUAUACUUGUCAUUCUACCUCAGAAUGCUGCAGAAGUUCGGGCUCAGGUGAAGUAUUGGGGGGAUGUCUUUCGUGGAGUGUCAACACAGUGUGUGCGUGUUGGCAAAUUUGAGACAGCGGGAGAUCAAUAUUGCAAUAAUGUUGCACUUAAGAUCAAUGCUAAGAUUGGAGGUAUCAAUUCAGUGUUUGUAUCUCCAGAUGCAAAACAAUUUCUUGCUAGCACUAUGGUUGUUGGUGCUGAUGUUAGUCAUCCUGGACCUGGUAUAUUCAAUAGGCCAUCUAUUGCAAGCCUAGUGGCAUCUAUGACACCAAGCAUGUCAGUUUAUAGAUCUCAGAUGCGACUCCAGGAACCACGUCAUGAGAUUAUAAAAGAUUUGGAGAAUAUGAUGUUGGUUGCACUACAGGAGUGGUAUAACUUUCGCAAGCGGUCUCAGUUACCUAAGACAAUCCUGUUCUAUCGGGAUGGGGUUUCUGAAGGUGAAUUUGAGAAAGUGUUUAAUGAAGAGAUUGGAUAUAUUAGGAAUGCAUUGAACACUGCAAUAGAGGGGAUUAUGCAUGCUGCAACAAGAAGUGGUAUACAGCGAAGUGCUCCUGAUAAUCCACAGUUAAUCUUCAUUGUGGUUGGCAAGAGACAUCAUAUUCGGUUCUUUCCGCAGAAUCCUCAUGACAGUGAUAAGUCUGGCAAUUGUCCCACAGGCUUUGUGGUUGAGGAUCAAGUCACAAACACGGAAUUAUUCAGCGAGCACUACAAAGACUUCUACCUACAGUCCCAUAGUGGGAUAAUAGGCACAAGCCGGCCUGCACACUACAUUGUUCUGCAGAAUGAGACAAGUCUCGGUCUACAACAUCUUCAGCAGGUUUCGUAUUUGCUCUGCCAUGUAUAUGCCAGUGCUACGCGCGCAGUGUCUAUCCCUGCCCCAGUAUACUAUGCAGAUCGGGUCUGUUCACGUGCAGCAUACCACUUCCAUCCCGACCAGAACCUGCACUUGGAGGAGAAUUCGUCGUCUUCGAGCGAUGCUUCCCGAGAAUUUGAUCUGGCCAAGUGGAAGUCAGCGUUCAAGGAGUCGGCUCUGAGCAGACAACUCUACUUUCUGUGA